This is a messenger RNA of Phaeoacremonium minimum UCRPA7, 2166 nucleotides long. Its product is annotated as putative polarized growth protein. Gene Ontology annotation, biological process: GPI anchor biosynthetic process; polyketide metabolic process. Lineage: Eukaryota; Fungi; Ascomycota; Sordariomycetes; Togniniales; Togniniaceae. Gene Ontology annotation, cellular component: endoplasmic reticulum. The record is from RefSeq and is a predicted model, not a curated record. The transcript is spliced from 2 exons. Bases 1 to 2166 code for a protein of 721 amino acids.
AUGGCGUCGGAUCUGGACAAGUUCUGUCAACCGGUUGUGACGCAUAAUGGAAUCCGCAUGACGAUUGAAGAGUACAGGCUACUCAUAGAGACAAGCCAGGAGGCCAUCUCGGGACUGACCUUUAAUAUCCACACCACCAUCGUCAACGACAAGACACAGCAGCUGGCGGCGAGAAUCGAGUUUACCGGGACACCUGCUCGCGAAUGGGCAGGAGCAAGGCCCAACGGCAGACCGGUUGAAUUCUCUGAGCAUGUGUUCUACUGGCUAGACGAUGGCAAGAUCAAGGAAGUGAUAGCACGCGAGGCGACGCGAGGUUACCGUACUCACCUUUGCUCUGGACGGCGAUCCCCUCGCCCACAUGCCGUCACCGCCGCCGCCACCGUCACCAUCUUCAUGUUUCCGCCUCUCGUCCUCCUCCUGCGCAAUGCCUUACGGCUGCUUGUGCCGCUCUCGAUAGCCCUGACUGCUUACCUUUAUCUCUACCCUGUCUUCCAGACGUGCGCAUUUCCACUCCCGCAGAGCAGUGGUCUUGCUUCUAGUCCGGAUUCCAAUGGCCUGAGCGCAUACCUCGAGACCUUGCGCCUUCACUGGCAAUUGCCUUUCACGCAGGGCCCCGAAAACGACGAUAUCGACGGCCAAUCCCGAGAACGGCCCCGGGUGGCACCCUUCCGACUGCUGGCUCUCGGCGACCCCCAGCUCGAGGGCGAUACUUCUAUACCCAGGGCCGGCUUUCCACAUCUGGCCAGUUGCGCUUCGCGUCUCGCCUUUCGGACAAAGCACAACUCUCUCCGCGACCGGGUUCGCCAGUCUCUGCACGAUCUCGUCGACUUCUAUUUCGAAGACAUCCCCACUAGCAUCGAGUCAUUGCGCAAGCGCAUCGAUCUUAUCGGCAAUGACUUCUAUCUCGCACACAUCUACCGAACCCUUCACUGGUGGAGCGUGCCGACGCAUGUGACUGUGCUGGGGGACCUGCUCGGGAGCCAAUGGGUGAAUACAAAGGAGUUUGAGCGUCGGGGUGCCCGUUACUGGAAUCGCGUCUUCCGAGGCGGGGAGCGCGUUCCGGAUGAUGUGGCACUACCCCCGGCAGACGAGUAUGAUGUGGCCGGCUAUCUCGGACUGUCAUUGCAGAAUGAGACCUGGGCAAGGCGUGUGAUCAAUGUCGCGGGUAAUCACGAUAUUGGGUAUGCGGGCGACAUCAACAACGAGCGCCUCUCCCGGUUCGAGCGGGUUUUUGGCAAAGCCAACUACGAACUUCGCUUCGAGAUACCCGUCGCAUCGUUCUCUCCAGAAGUACAAGCGACUCUUUUUGAAGAUGACACGCAUACUGAGUCCGAUCGCCUCAUCCCCGAACUUCGAAUCAUUGUCCUCAAUGACAUGAACCUCGACACGCCAGCUGCCAGUGGGGAACUUCAGGACCAGACAUACAAGUUCGUCAACGAUAUCAUCAAUACGGCAAGCGCGGUUGAGUUCAAAGGCCACUUUACCGUUGUGUUGACUCACGUACCACUGUACAAGCCAGAGGGAAUCUGCGUGGACUCGCCAUUCUUCGCAUUUCAUGACUCUGACGGCACUUUGAAGGAGCAGAAUCAGCUCAGCGCUGCUGCAAGCAGAGGGUUUCUCGAGGGCAUUUUCGGUCUGAAUGGAGAUACAAUGGCACCCGGCAAUGGCAGGGGAAGACGGGGAGUGAUCUUGAAUGGCCAUGAUCAUGAAGGCUGCGAUACCUACCAUUACAUCAAUCAGACCCAUGGGCAGAGCGUCGCCGACAGGGAGUGGCAGACCGUGCGCUGGCAAGACGCCGUCGAUGGCAUUGUUGACCGCCCUGGGCUGCCUGGCCUCCGUGAGAUCACUCUACGCAGCAUGAUGGGCGAUUUCGGCGGAAACGCUGGCCUGAUGAGUGCCUGGUUCGAUGAAGAAAGUUGGGAGUGGCGUUUCGACUUCGCUACCUGCCCCUUAGGACGCCAACAUCUAUGGUGGGCUGUUCACAUAUUUGACCUCAUCGUGCUUGGUGCGGUCUUGAUAUACGGCAUUCUCAAGACCUUGAUAGCGACAGGGUUGAUUGUGGAACAGCGAACAAUUCAAAUAGCGACGGCUCCUUCGAGAAAGGAGGUCACGGAACGUGCAGGUGAAAGCACCAACGGGGUGGCAAAAGAAGGGAUCAAGGCAUAA